This is a messenger RNA of Symbiodinium natans, 1284 nucleotides long. The record is from the annotation of a GenBank genome assembly. NCBI's taxonomy places the organism in Eukaryota, Dinophyceae, Suessiales, Symbiodiniaceae.
AUGCCUCUGCAAGCGGGCCUGUCCGUGGCCUUAGGCCUGGCGGCCAUACUACAGCAGUGCCACGUUGCCGACGCUUGGGGUGAGGCCGGCCAUGAGCGGCUCAAUGAGGUGGCGCAGCGCCUGCUCCACGGCAAGCACCGCGAUCAAAUCCGGACGAUGAUGCACUCAGACGUCGCGGCCAUGGCUGACUGGGAGAACAAGAUGACGCUGAAGUACCCGGAGACGGCGAAGCUCCACUGGCAUCACCAGAAGCCCGAGUGGACCUGCGGGCAGCGUGAUGCGCAGAAGACGGAGCACAUACGCUGCAACGGGCAGGGAGCAGAAGAUGGGUCGUUGUUCUGCGCGCUGGCCUUCUUCUUCUCCCAUUUUGCCGAUGAGAUGCUUCUGAAGGAGUACCCGGAACCGAAGGUGCCAAUUGACACCCCCAAGAAGAUCCCCGCCUUCGACAAGGUGAACGUGGACGAUCUCGCUGACGGAAAGCCGAGAAAGAACGGGAGGGCAGCCUUUUACCUGCGGUGGCUGACCACGCUGGUCGGCGAUUUGCAUCAGCCUCUUCACUGGCUCGCCGAGAGUGGCUUCGGAGCUGAUGUGAAGAUCGUGUACCAGGGCCAAGAGCACGCUUUGCUCUCUUUUUGGGAGGAGCAGUUGCCCAAGAAGCUGCCCGAGCUACCAUCGAUGUCGAUGCUGGACUUGGAAUACAAAGCCCAGUAUCACCAGUGGGGCCAUCGGCUGCCGCCGGAUCUCUUCCGUCAGUGGGCUGGGGAAAUGGCCGACAAGGUUUGCAACGAGAUCUACGGCCCCAUGUACGUGAAUCAUGCGGAUGGGAGCCGGAGCAUCGAGUCCCCAUUUCAGCUCACCGAGGAGCUGCUUGCAAAUUGGUUGAAGUUAGCCGAGCAGAUGAUCCAGGAGGGAGGUGAGCGACUAGCGCUGGUCUUCCUCGACAUCAUCGAGCAUCGGCGGCACAAGGCGGCGCAGACGGAAGGCCGCGGACUGCCGCCGCCCCUGCUAGCUGCCUCCGUGCCCGCGAGCGCUGCGGACGGAGGAAAGUCGUCGAACAGUAUCCCGGCACCGGUGAAGGGCAGCUCGGGCAGUGCGUCUAGCCAGGCAAAGCUGCUCCACGGACUCCACAGGGCCAGAAGAAGGAGAGCAUGGCGAAACUUGACCAUCAACCUCGGCAUCGCGGCCGUGGUGGUCCCGGCUCUGAUCUUCGGCCUCCAUGUCCACAGCAGGUCGCCAGGGAACCUCGCCCGAGUCUUCACCGCCGGCAAGAAAGACCACAUCUGA